AGUAGAGGGAAGGGAAGGGGAGGGGGAUGGCGCUAAAGUUCUUGAACAAGAAGGGAUGGCACACGGGGAGCCUGAGGAACAUAGAGAACGUGUGGAAGGCGGAGCAGAAGCACGGCGCCGAGCAGAAGAAGUUGGAGGAGCUCCGCAAGCAGAUCCAGGAGGAGCGCGACCGCGACGAGUUCCGCCUCCUCCAGCAGCAGGCCGGCAUCCUCCCGAGGCAAGAGAGAUUGGAGUUCCUGUACGAUUCUGGGUUGGCCGUUGGGAAGGGAAGCUCCGAAGGAGUCGCGUUCAAAGCCCUCGAUAAACCUAAUGAGGCAGCAUCGUCUUCGGCUGCGUCGGCGUCGGGGUCGGCAUCGGCUAAUCCAGGGGCUCUUUUUGAGGAGAAGCCGUGCUCGGCGAACGAUACAUGGAGGAAGCUGCAUUCGGAUCCUCUGCUUUUGAUUCGGCAGCGAGAGCAGGAGGCACUCGCUCGAGUCAAGAAUAACCCGGUGCAAAUGGCCAUGAUUCGCAAAUCGGUUAUGGAGAAGAAUCCUGAUAAGGAUCGUGACAAGAAGGAAUCUCGGAAGAAACAUCGGCACCGAAGUUCAAAACGUGAGAAACGUUCAUCGUCAUCUGAGCCAGUGGAUUCCGAUGAUGCUUCCCAUGAUGACAGAAAGACAAAGAGAAAGAGUACUAAUCAAAACUCAGACCGUGAUGGGCGCCACAGAAAAGCACAAUCAGAUUCAGAAGAUGAUUUACGUGGGAGAGAAUCUUCGAAGAAGCAUCGACUCGACAACUCUAAACAUGAGCGGUCAUCAGAUGGCUCCAAAGGUGUAAAACGUGGGAAGGAUGAUACUCGCGAUCCCAACAAGAACUCGCACCAUGAAAAUAAUGAUCUUCAAAGCCGAUCAAAUCGUGAUGCUUCUAGGAGGGAAAGUAGAAGCUCUGUCGAUGCAAGCCGACACCGUGGGGAUACCUUCCAAGGAGAAGGUAGGAAUGAAUCGCAAUAUAAGCGGCGGAAUGCUGCUCCUAAACUUUCAGAAGAAGAGAGACUUGCUAGGCUGCGAGAGAUGCAAAUGGAUGCUGAGCUGCAUGAAGAGCAGAGGUGGAAGCGCUUGAAGAGAGCUGAUGCAGACGAUGCACGGGAGUCUAAGCGCGAUGUGCCUUCUCAGGGCAGGAACUUCUUGCAUGCUGUUCAGAAAAGCGUAUACGGUGCCGAAAAGGGCGGUAACUUGACCAUUGAGGAAAGCGUGCGUCGCAGGACAUAUUACUCACAGGGCAGGUCUGAAACAGGUGAAGGAAAUGCUUUCCGACGGUGAAUUGACGGUCAUGUUCAUCAAAUUUCCUAUUUCUCAGCGUUUUUGUAUCAAAAUAUGGGCUUAGUCCCCUGUGCCAAUUAGACUUGCAAUGUAGCUUUAUUUGGCUCAUUUGAUCAGCAGAGAACUGGAUCAUCAUUAUCAGAUUUGUGGUUUUUUGUA
Messenger RNA from Syzygium oleosum, 1457 nucleotides. RefSeq lists its product as uncharacterized. The transcript has 3 exons. Bases 27 to 1298 code for a protein of 423 amino acids. The record is from RefSeq and is a predicted model, not a curated record. Gene Ontology annotation, cellular component: U2-type spliceosomal complex. Gene Ontology annotation, biological process: mRNA splicing, via spliceosome. NCBI's taxonomy places the organism in Eukaryota, Viridiplantae, Streptophyta, Magnoliopsida, Myrtales, Myrtaceae.